CCGAAGGAACAAACUACCCGCCUUUUAACCUGCAGACAAAUCCGGGUGGAAUAUUCUUUGCUUCUUCACCGGUAAUGAAGUCAAUAAGAGUGGCCUACCCUGACGACAUUUAGUCGUAGGAGUUUGUUGUCAGUUCAGCUUAUUGGCCUCUCAAAAACACAGAAGACAAAAAUAAACCAAACGGAUGUUGUUUUUAGUUCGUUCGACGACUCUUACUAGACAUUGCCGGAGUUCUCUUACCUGGAGCCGUGCUGUCAGCAAACUAUUGGCCACAAGCACACCCGUGACCAUGCCAAACCAACGCCCUAGUUCUGAUCUGGCGGCUUUUCGUGAUAUCUUUGGUAAAGCAAAGAAAAUAGUCAUAUUAACAGGUGCUGGAGUGAGCGCAGAGAGUGGUGUGCCUACGUUUCGAGGCCCUGGUGGCUUUUGGAGAAAAUGGCAAGCUCAGGAAUUAGCUAGUCCAACAGCAUUUGACAGAAAUCCGUCAUUGGUCUGGGAAUUCUACCACUAUCGGCGUGAGUUGAUGGCUAACAAGCAACCUAACAAGGCUCAUAUUGCCAUUGCUGAGUGUGAACAACGCUUGGCAAAACAGAACCGCACAGUGUCUGUGGUCACUCAAAAUAUAGAUGGACUCCAUCGCAGAGCUGGUUCCACAAAUAUCAUUGAACUUCAUGGUAACUUGUUCAAGACAAGGUGUACUAACUGUGGAGAAGUUGCUGUGAACAAUGACAGCCCAAUUUGUGAGGCUUUAGCUAACAAAGGAUCUCCUGAUCCAUCUGCAGAAGAUGCUAGAAUCCCUAAAGAACUUCUUCCACGGUGCAAAACCUCCAGUUGUAAAGGUCUUCUCCGUCCUCAUGUUGUUUGGUUUGGAGAAAGUCUUGACCAGAAUGUCUUGAUGAAAACUAGAGAGGUUCUUGAUUCAUGUGACCUUUGCUUGGUUGUUGGUACUUCAUCAAUUGUCUACCCAGCUGCCAAGUAUGCACCAAUGCUAGCAAGCCGAGGAAUUCCUGUUGCAGAAUUCAACACUGAAGAGACUCCAGCCACAAACUCACUAGGCUUUCACUUUGAAGGCCCAGCUGGAUCUACCUUGCCACCAGCCCUGGCAAAACAUGAAAAUGAACCAGAAUAAUAAUCUGAAAGAACAUGACCACCACCACUACUAUCUUUGUAGGAGAGUUGGUUAAGUUCAUUUGUCAGAAGGGUAGAAGAACUCUUUCAGAUCUUGCCUCCAGCCCAAGGGAUAAUAACAUUCAUAUUUCUGCUUCCACUUUCAAAUGAAGGACAACAGCCAGAAUUGUUAUCUGCUCUCCUUCCUCACAGCAAAUGAAUUUAUCCAACUUCUCUUUUGAGUCAUUUUUGCCAACAUAGACCAGAACCAAUUUCCUUGAAUCUUGAAUUUGUUCUUUGUUCAACAGUCGCAUUUAUAAUUUAUUCAAGGCUAUCUCUCUCUCUUUCGCUCGCUCAUUCUCUCCUCUCUCUCUCUCUAUAUAUAUAUCUAUAUAUCUAUCUAAUCUAAGGUCCAAUCUAUAUAUAUAUAUCUAUCUAAUCUAAGGUCCAAUCUGUAUAUGUAUCAAUAAGAAUUUAAGAUCCUAUAUUUAUAAUUUAAGGAUACAUAGAGUAAGUAUUUAAAACUGCAAACAAAGCAUGAAGUGUUUUGGUAAGAAAUUAUUUCUUUCUGCAGUAAAAAUAACAUUUUUUAAUAUUUAUGAACAGAAAAAUAACCAACUACUACUGAAAAAAAAAAAAAA
This is a messenger RNA of Octopus sinensis (East Asian common octopus), 1748 nucleotides long. Its product is annotated as NAD-dependent protein deacylase sirtuin-5, mitochondrial. The transcript is spliced from 9 exons. The record is from RefSeq and is a predicted model, not a curated record. NCBI's taxonomy places the organism in Eukaryota, Metazoa, Mollusca, Cephalopoda, Octopoda, Octopodidae. Gene Ontology annotation, molecular function: protein-malonyllysine demalonylase activity; NAD+ binding; protein-succinyllysine desuccinylase activity. Bases 185 to 1129 code for a protein of 314 amino acids.